Rotaria sp. Silwood1 is the source of this 294-nucleotide messenger RNA. Lineage: Eukaryota; Metazoa; Rotifera; Eurotatoria; Philodinida; Philodinidae. The record is from the annotation of a GenBank genome assembly.
AUGGAUCUUCCGGUUGCUUCAAAAGAUUUAUUCGGUGGUGAAUAUGGUUGGGUGUCGCCAUUUGUAAUCGAAGUCAGAAGAGACUUGGGUCUUAAACCAGAUGAAUUACCUUCUAAAAAGCCAGAUAUGAUACCAAAACUUGUUGAGAAAGCUGCUCGUGGUAUUAUUGAAGAAGGAAAGCAUACAGGAAAAUACUGUGAAGCCGAGGAAUUGGCUAAUACUCUGAGAGAACAAAAAAACAAGGGAGCAGACGAAGGAAGAAAAACAAAUGAUGACGAAGGUAGUGAUAACUAG